This is a messenger RNA of Pelagomonas calceolata, 1533 nucleotides long. NCBI's taxonomy places the organism in Eukaryota, Pelagophyceae, Pelagomonadales, Pelagomonadaceae. The record is from the annotation of a GenBank genome assembly.
GGGGCUCUGGGAUUUAGGUGCGGGGUGCUCCCAGCUCGAUUUUGCAUGCGGUCUCGCGCGCAUUAUUGCUGCCCGCGGCACGCCAGCGCCGCGACCGUUGACCGCGGUACGCUUGCUCGGCUGCCCGCGCGCCGCGACCGACGAGCCAUGGACCGCGAGGAGGCAACACACAAAAAGGCCCGCCUCGCACCCCCACCUACUAAGCAAGGCUGGUUGCACAAAAAAGGCGGCACGGCCCUCUCGGCAGAAAGGAAGCGCUGGUUCGUGCUGCAGGGGGCCGGUUCCGAGGCUACUUUGAGGUACUCCAAAGAAGUUAAUUCCGGACAUCGUGGUACUAUACGGUGUGAACAAAUAAGAGGCGUCGUGCAAGACGACAACACGCUGGAUAUCUAUACGCCUGACAGAACAUAUCAUGUCAGAGCAUCAUCGGAACAGAGCGCGGGCCAGUGGGCCACGGUCAUAAGGUGUGCCGCCGCGGGCGCCGAGGAGGUGGAAUCAUCGUCCUCAGACGAGGAGGAAGAGAACACGGGCAUUCCGUGGAUGAUCGACGGCGCCUGGGUCGACCAGCGCGCGCCCGCGCCGCUGCGGACCGUGGCGGCUUUAGGUAGUGUGCCGGACGGCGAGCACGCGGCCCACGUCCGACUGGCGGACGGGUCGACCCUUACCGCUGAUGUGACUGCUGGUGAACAAGUGGAGGUCGCGACGGCCGGGUCGUCGACGCUAGUCGCUGCGCUCGAGGACACGACGCCGCCACAACCGCCCUCAAUCUUGGGGACGGCCUGCGCGUCGGUGGCGUUGGGCCUGGUCGGUUCUGCUUUCGUGCCGCGCGCGGCGACGGCCGGGCUGCUGCUUGCCGGAGCGGCGGCGGCGUCGGUCAAGAGGAAACGAGACGCUCCGCAGAAACGGUACGACCUCGUGCUCACCACUCGACUAAACCCAGACGAGGAGCAGCCCCUCCGGAAGAGACGGCGGAGCGGCGAGCUAUUGGCGCGAAGACCGUCCUUAGUUGGCAUCCGGAGCCCAAACCCUCAACAGCGACGGCCGUCCUUAUUCUCCCCACAAAAAGCCAAGUGCCCCGACUUUAGUGGGACCUACGUCCUCGACCACGGCGCCUCCGAUAGUAAUGAUGAGAUGAUGGCGGCGCUGGGGGUCCCCUGGGUGGCGAGAAGGGCCAUCCGCGGCACGAAGCGCACGAUACACAUCGAGCACGACGGGGAUGUGUGGGACGAGACCACAGUCACGAAAUUUCGGACGAUGGAGGACCACUUCGAUUUGAGCGGCGGGUCGCUGGUCAAGAUUUCUCCUGUGGAUAAAUCCUCGUAUACGACGACUACAACAAUUCAGUCCGGAGCUAUUGUGACGGCCGUCGACUUUGGUGUACCGAACAAGUCCCAGGUCAUCACGCGGCGGUUGGAUGGAAAACGGUAUGUCGUGUUGAAUGAAUUGAGUUUGAAAGGGAGGGUGCUGAAGGUGCGGAGCGUGUUCAACCGCGUCGACGACCGUGUAGUAGGGGGGUAGUAAGUCUAUGCUGUA